UAUUUCGUGUGCGUUCGCCCUGAAAUAGGACAGUCACGUUUAUUGUUGUCACGAGUCAUCCACGCAUGAUCCUAUUGUUGAAGACACCCUUAUUUUGAAAAUACUCUUCCAACUAUCGAGAAGAUACCAUCCAGCUCUCCAGUAGAUCACCGGUUCGCCAUUGGUAAACCAUGGCAGACAGAAAAUGCACUGCAGCCGACCUUGAGGCCAUCACAUCAGUCACUAGCUCUGCCUCUAAUUCAGAUAGCUGUGAUGAGGUUUAUCCUAAUGUAUUUCUCUCAAGUCGGCGAAUAGCCAAGGACCGCGAGAGCCUCAAGAAGCUCGGCAUCACCCACGUUUUCAACGCCGCCCAGGGGCCAGAGCCCCAGUACGUUGACACAGACGCAGAGUAUUAUGAAAACGAUGGCAUCAAGUUCCAAGGUUUACCAGGAGAGGAGGACGGGCCCGGGUACCAGCUCUGUCAGCACUUUGAAAAGACAGCGGAUUUUAUGCAGGAGGCGCUCGAUUCUGGGGGCAAGGUCCUAGUCCACUGCAUCAUGGGUAGAAGCAGAUCGCCCACUCUUGUCCUGGCCUACCUAAUGAAGAAACAUGGCAUGACGGCUGAGGAAGCACUAAAGACAGUUAAGGAAAAUAGAGACAUCUGCCCCAAUGCGGGAUUUCUACAGCAGUUGUGUGACUUGAAUGAGAAACUGUAGAGACAAUCCAAACUUUUUCUGGACGAGAACAUUCCAACUUUAGUUGUCUAACUGAUGCGAUAAUCUUAAUAAAAAAUGUAGACUUUGUGAUGGGUGACUUUGAAAUAUGUAAUUAAAACAUCUGAAUUCUUGUUUCAAACGUCCUGUAAUGAUCCAAAUAAUAAACAAUUCCGAUAUCAAAAUAGA
Messenger RNA from Lineus longissimus, 881 nucleotides. Its product is annotated as dual specificity protein phosphatase 3-like. NCBI's taxonomy places the organism in Eukaryota, Metazoa, Nemertea, Pilidiophora, Heteronemertea, Lineidae. The record is from RefSeq and is a predicted model, not a curated record. The coding region runs from base 171 to 695 and encodes 174 amino acids. The transcript is spliced from 4 exons. Gene Ontology annotation, molecular function: protein tyrosine/serine/threonine phosphatase activity; MAP kinase phosphatase activity. Gene Ontology annotation, cellular component: cytoplasm. Gene Ontology annotation, biological process: negative regulation of MAPK cascade; protein dephosphorylation.